Messenger RNA from Chlorocebus sabaeus (green monkey), 4162 nucleotides. RefSeq names its product bestrophin 3 (gene BEST3). Lineage: Eukaryota; Metazoa; Chordata; Mammalia; Primates; Cercopithecidae. Gene Ontology annotation, molecular function: chloride channel activity. The record is from RefSeq and is a predicted model, not a curated record.
AUGACUGUCACUUACUCCAGUAAAGUAGCAAAUGCAACUUUUUUUGGAUUUCAUAGGUUACUCUUCAAGUGGAGAGGCAGCAUCUACAAACUACUGUACAGGGAAUUUAUUGUUUUUGCUGUUCUUUAUACAGCAAUAAGUUUGGUGUACAGAUUGUUACUUACAGGAGCCCAAAAACGUUACUUUGAAAAAUUAUCAAUUUACUGUGACAGAUAUGCUGAACAAAUUCCAGUAACCUUUGUGCUUGGGUUUUAUGUUACUCUGGUAGUAAACCGAUGGUGGAACCAGUUUGUGAAUUUGCCCUGGCCAGACAGGCUAAUGUUCCUCAUCUCCAGCAGUGUUCAUGGAAGUGACGAGCACGGGCGCCUGCUUAGAAGGACGCUGAUGCGUUACGUCAAUCUCACCUCCCUGCUCAUCUUUCGCUCGGUGAGCACUGCUGUGUACAAAAGGUUUCCCACAAUGGACCACGUGGUUGAAGCAGGUUUUAUGACAGCAGAUGAAAGGAAAUUAUUCAACCACCUCAAGUCUCCUCAUCUGAAAUAUUGGGUUCCAUUCAUCUGGUUUGGAAACCUUGCAACUAAAGCCCGGAAUGAAGGUAGAAUCAGAGACAGUGUUGAUCUGCAAUCAUUAAUGACUGAAAUGAAUCGAUACCGCUCUUGGUGCAGCCUCUUAUUCGGUUAUGACUGGGUUGGGAUUCCGCUGGUUUACACCCAGGUUGUUACUCUCGCUGUCUAUACCUUCUUCUUUGCGUGCCUGAUUGGACGCCAGUUUUUGGAUCCCACCAAAGGCUACGCAGGGCAUGACUUGGAUCUUUACAUUCCAAUCUUCACCCUCCUACAAUUCUUCUUCUAUGCAGGAUGGCUCAAGGUAGCAGAGCAGCUUAUCAACCCUUUUGGAGAAGAUGAUGAUGAUUUCGAAACUAACUGGUGCAUUGACAGAAAUUUGCAGGUCUCUCUUUUAGCUGUGGACGAAAUGCACAUGAGCUUACCCAAGAUGAAGAAGGACAUUUACUGGGACGAUUCUGCUGCUCGUCCACCAUACACAUUGGCAGCUGCUGACUACUGCAUACCCUCAUUUCUGGGGUCAACAGUCCAGAUGGGGCUGUCUGGGUCCGACUUUCCUGAUGAGGAGUGGCUGUGGAAUUAUGAGAAGCAUGGCCACCGGCAUUCCAUGAUAAGAAGAGUCAAGCGGUUCCUGAGUGCCCACGAACACCCCUCCAGCCCCAGAAGAAGAAGCUAUAGAAGGCAGACAAGUGACAGCUCCAUGUUCUUACCCCGAGAUGACCUUAGCCCAGCCAGGGAUCUACUGGAUGUGCCCUUAAGAAACCCCCACAGGGCCUCACCCAUCUGGAAGAAAUCCUCCUUCCCAGAAGGAAGCCCCACACUGCGCUCCAGCAUCGGAGAGCUGUCCACCAUCAGGGAGACCAGCCAGACAAGCACUUUACAGAGCCUGACCCCACAGUCCAGUGUGAGAACCUCGCCCAUCAAAAUGCCACUGGUGCCCGAAGUACUGAUCACAGCGGCCGAAGCUCCGGUGCCCACUUCAGACAGCUACCACCAUGACUCCGCUACCUCCAUCUCGAGCUCUGAGUUUACAGGGGUUCAGCCAAGCAAGACUGAGCAGCAGCGGGGCCCCAUGGGAUCCAUCCUGUCUCCUUCAGAGAAGGAAACACCUCCCAGAGGCCCCGGUCUCCAGACUGUUUCAGCCAGUGCCGAGGAAAAUAUAUUCAACUGUGAAGAAGACCCUGGUGAUACCUUUCUAAAAAGGUGGAGCUUUCCAGGAUUCCUGGAGUCCAGCCACACUUCCCUAGGAAACCUAAGUCCAGACCCCAUGAGCUCUCAGCCAGCUCUUUUAAUUGACACAGAAACAUCCUCAGAGGUCAGUGGGAUCAACGUUGUGGCUGGCUCUCGAGUCUCUCCUGAUAUGCUGUAUUUAAUGGAAAGCCUGGACACUAAGGAAACAGAUAUCGUAGAGCUGAACAACAGGGAAACUGAGGAAUCACCCAAAUGAGUGCCACAAAGUUCUAGGACCUGGUUCUGGCCUAGAUUCUUAUCUCCCCAAAAGCAGCAUUAGUCCCAGGACAUACCUGAAGGCUGGUUAACUUUUUAAAAACAUGAUCACACUAUAUAAGCUACUUAGAACUUUGAAGGGCAUUAUGAUCCUGACUUUUUGAGAACUGCGAAAAAUCAAAUGCAUUCACGUUAUCCAUCACAACAUGGCUUUCAUUGGAAGUUACACAGACCACAGUGAUAAAUAAGUCUUAAUCAAAUAAGGAAUCUGAAAAAUAUACACGACUUACAAAUUCAUAGAUUAUUAGCUGUGGAAAGAGUCUCAUAAAUCAUAGUCCAAUCCCCUAGACCUAAAGGCCCAGACACAUAGGGUUCUCUAUUUCUCUUCUUUUUUCUCUUUCUUCUUCUCUUUAGCCAUAAAGAAAGGAGAUGGAUCACACAAUGCCUGAAAGACCCCCUCCUUCCUAACUUUUCGUUUGAGGCUUUCUAACCAUCUCAUUCCUACUUUCCGAUAACUAGUAUUGUUAUUAUCACUUCCUGAUUCUUAAGCUUCAUCAGCACCAGAACACUUCAUUCUCUUCAAUUUCCUUUUCUACUUUUCUCUCUUUCCCCUUUAUUCUGUCAUCCUUUUUUCCCCUUCCCUUCUCUCUGGUUGUGCUGCUUUUCUAGUGACUCUAAUCUGUCCCAUUUUUCAGGUUAUAAUAUUUCCUCUUGCCAAAUCUGUUGCUUACAUCUUGCCAUGAAUUUCAAAAUAUAAGACAUUGGCAAAGCCUCCUACAGAAUCAUCAAAGGUGUCAACGAAUCCAGCCUAAUACCCUUCCAGCCUCACUUCCAGUGGAAGGCAUAUAGGAGUGAUGGUUCCCCCCAUGCCCUUGCAGCCAUUGCCAUUUCUUUCUGCUCCCACUCUUUGGUCUUGGGCACUGGAGAAAAAGGAAGCCAAGAGAAUAUGAAACUUGCAUAGCCAAAUGCUAUGGAACCAAAGAAUAAGAUGACUCACGUCUGUUUAACUCGAACUCUUAUGCAAAAAUCCCAAUUGUGUUGCAACAUGGGACCAGUUACUGUGUCUAUCGGGUCAUUUGGGAAUGAGGUAGGAUACUGGGCUGGGUGGCUAAUGGGGUCCAGGGCUGCAUAAUGGGGACGGAAUGUUGGUACUCCUCCCAGGGAGCUCUCAGGACGGCUGUUUGUCGUGGGCUCCCAAGUGCCUAGGCCAUGCCUUACGACUGCUGCACUUACCAUUUGUCAUAUGAUGACACUUGACUUCAUAUGGCUUUAGAAAUGAAAUCACCCUCAUAACUACCAUUUAUUGAGUGCUCACAGUGUUCCAGGCAGCAGCGAAUCUCAUGAGACUGAUAUACUGUUAUUUCCAUUUUAAAGGCAAGAGAAACAGGCUUUAGAGAAGUAAGGUAUUUGCCUAAAAUCACAUAGCCAAGAAGUGACAGUGUUCACGUUCAAACCCAGGUUUAUCUGACUCAAGAGCCCACACUGUUAACCUGUAUGCUUUCUCACUGUCCUAUGCUAUCUGUAAGGCCCUGAAUCUGCCAACAAUUUGCCCAGCAUUCUGGAGGAUGCUCCAAGGGAGGCAUGCCCAAAGAGAUUUAGGUUAAGGCUAAAUCUCUCCAGCCUCAAGGGCCUCUCUGGGUCCUCCCCGCUCAAGUCUACCUGGGUCUUUUAUGCACUCAUAGAGAAGGGCAUUGCUCCAGCUUGGAGUACCAGCCAUAGUCCUCUUUAUUUUUCAUGACAGAAGAAAGUUGGCAGGACCCUCCUUCCCUUCCCCAACUCCUCCUGAUACACAAUGUUAAAAUUGGCACAUUUUCACAUGACCUCAUAUCUCCCAGGCCUCCAAGCUGCAUGACAGCAAUGACACUGACUUUAACUUUUCUCAAAGGACUGAAAAGAAAUAAUAUUAGAGGAAAUGCUACACACCUUGAUGGUUCUCUAUGUUGGUUGGUAGAGUUAGCACCUGGGAAAGCACCAUUAUUCCCAAAGCACUACGUAUAGACUAUGGGAUCAAGAGCCAAUAUAACAUUUCAAGAAGGCAGGACCCCUAACCUUCUCCCAGUCACCACGCUCUUAAUGCUAUUUUAUUGGAUGCUUCAAUUUCAGUCUGUCUAUUCUCUUCUCUUUGGUUCUAUCUGUUGCUCAAAUUCAAGUAA